Messenger RNA from Verticillium alfalfae VaMs.102, 1774 nucleotides. RefSeq lists its product as hypothetical. The transcript has a single exon. The record is from RefSeq and is a predicted model, not a curated record. Lineage: Eukaryota; Fungi; Ascomycota; Sordariomycetes; Glomerellales; Plectosphaerellaceae. Bases 136 to 1524 code for a protein of 462 amino acids.
AUCCUCAUCCUCACACACUCUCAACUCGACAACUCAACAACCUCGAGCACCGCUCAACACUCUUCGGGGUCUUCUUCUCUCUUUCAGUCGCUCUUUUAGCAACAGUCACUCGUUCAUCAACAACCUACCGCAACAAUGCGCUGCAACAUUGCUCUGGCCUUCGGCCUCGGUGCUUCCACCGCCAUGGCUUCCAGCCACUUCAAGGCCGCUGCUCGUCAGCCCGUCUAUCAGCGCCAGGCUCCUGGCCAGUCUGUCAGCUCUGACAUUCCCGGCCCCUCUUCCGUCGCCUCCUCCAUGGCUCCCGGCCCUUCGGGUGCCCCCGCCAACCCCGGCACCAUCGGUGGCUACUCUCUCCUCGGCUGCGUUGGCUCUGACGCCGGCUUCCCCGGCUUUGUCCUUGGCGAGUCUUCCGGCGCCAUGACCAACGAGCUCUGCAUUGCCUCUUGCCCCACUGGCACCAAGUUCGCCGGUACCAACGGCCGCGACUGCUACUGCGGUGAGGAUCUCGGCACUGCCGAGUCUGUCGCCCCCGGUUCUUGCAACAUUGAGUGCCCCGGCAACGCCCUCCAGUCCUGCGGUGGCUCCAUCGGAGGCGGCGUCGCCAAGCGCCAGCUGCCCCUGAGCAUCCUCCUCACUGUCUACGUCCUCGUCGAGCCCGUCCCCGGUCAGGGCACUGUCACUGUCACCGGCACCACCACUGUCACCGACACCGUCACCACCACCUUCACUGGCUCCGCUGGCUCCGUCGUCACCGCCACUCAGACCAUCACUCGUACUUUCUGCCCUACCUGCGGCCCCUGCCAGGGACCUUACUGCCCCAAGCCCCUUCCCACUCCCGGCCCUGACGCUCACUGCUACGGCGAUGACUGCUUCAAGAAGAUCGUCUGCUUCGGCGGCUGGUGCUCCUUCGACUACCCCUGCUUCGGUGACUGGUGCAACAAGCGCGUCGUCUGCCACGAUGACCGCUGCCGCGCUGAGGAGUGCUACGGAGACGACUGCCACAAGAAGGUCUGCUGCACUGGCGACUCUUGCAAGUACGAGACCGACCGCCACUCCGAGGGUGACUACUGGAACAAGAAGGUCAUCUGCUACGGCGACCACUGCGAGGAGGAGCAGUGCCACGGCGAUGAGUGCAAGAAGAACUACGUCUGCCAUGGCGAUGAGUGCGGCCACGAGGCUUGCCACGGCGAUGAGUGCCACCACACCAAGGUCUACUGCCAGGGUGAGGACUGCAAGCCCGAGGAGGAGUGCCACGACUGCAAGCCCGCUCCCGUCAAGCCCUGGACUCCCGAGGACGAGAAGACCUGGAACAACAAGCACACCGCCGAGUACCCUGCCCAGCCCCAGUACCCCGGCCAGCCCCAGCAGCCUGCUAAGCCCGUCACUCCUGUCAACCCCGCCAAGCCCGUCACCCCCACUGGCAACGUCUACCCCGAGGGUGACCACGUUGUCGUUGCCGGUGCCGAGAAGGCCAUCGCCAGCUUCGGCGUCAUCGCCUUCGCUGCCGCCGCUCUCUUCCUGUAAGAGGUGGUCGCUCGUCGACAACAGCAGCAGAAAUGGUGGCACUUUUCCACAUCUCUGCUCUCUACCCCUUUCUCUUCUCUCGCAUCUCCAGGCUUCGGGCUCUCCUAGGAACCCGACUGCUCGGAUGAUAGAUUUGGGGUUUCAACUCUGCCGGGCCUGGUAAUCAAGAGAAGCAAUCCACCGGGACACGCUUCAAUGGCUUGCGGGCGUGAUUGUUGCUUAGGUAGUACAAUGAAUCGUUUUGAAAUUA